Messenger RNA from Camelina sativa (false flax), 926 nucleotides. Its product is annotated as pectinesterase inhibitor 5-like. Gene Ontology annotation, molecular function: pectinesterase inhibitor activity. Gene Ontology annotation, biological process: negative regulation of catalytic activity. NCBI's taxonomy places the organism in Eukaryota, Viridiplantae, Streptophyta, Magnoliopsida, Brassicales, Brassicaceae. The record is from RefSeq and is a predicted model, not a curated record.
UCUCUCAUCCAUACACACGAUCGUUACUGUUUUUAGCUUUCAGAAAAAAAAAGAAAGAUAAAAGUCAAAAAGAUAUUGAAACGCACAGAGAAUAAAUAACAACUUUUGUUUCUCGAAAUGGCCACAAUGCUUACAAACCAUAUGUGGUUUCUUAUUACGACGUUGUUAUUGUUUGCGUUUCCAACAGCAAACGCGAUUCCAAAAAGAGACGUCGAGAAUCUAUGCAGAGAGAGUACUGACUUCUCCUUCUGCCUCACAUCCCUCGAAUCGGAUCCGCGAAUAGCAGCCGCACGUGACCUCCACGACGUGCUUUUAAUUGCGAUAACGCUGUCAAAAAUUCAAGUGGACGACGCAACCACCCAUAUUGGCACAGUCAGUCGAAAGUUCAGUGGUCCGAAUGGGAAGAGACGGAUCGGAGUUUGCAGGAGGAAUUACGGAAUCGCUUCGAAUAGGUUUCAGACUGCUUGGGAACUUGCACUUAAAAAAUCAUAUGGGGAAAUGGAGAAACAGGCAAAAGUUGGCACCAACGCUGUGGUCGACUGCGAAAACGCAUGGAGAAGGGGUGGUCCGGUACAAACGUCUCCUCUCACUUUCUAUAACACGAAUGUUUCCAAGCUAUCUGGAAUCAUUUUUCUUAUUUUCCGAAAGCUUAAAUAACCUCAACUUGUACCGGAAUUUUGAUAUUGCAUGACCACGACCCUAGUUACGUGUAAUAAAUUUUGGGAAAUAAUAGACUAGUGGGACAAUCGUAACAUCCUCACCUAAUUGAGUCUGUAAUUGUGAUUUGGUAUUAAAAACCGGAGUUAAACCGGGUUAGCUUCACUCACACUUAUAAGUGAAUGUUAACAUAUAUGUACAUAAUUUUUCUUUCUUCUUCGUCUCUCUCAACAAACUCUUUCUUGUACAAUCACCAUUUACUUAAAAAG